Molecule: messenger RNA, 5252 nt
Organism: Macrobrachium nipponense
Lineage: Eukaryota; Metazoa; Arthropoda; Malacostraca; Decapoda; Palaemonidae
Product: leucine-rich repeat neuronal protein 1-like
Exons: 4
Coding region: 679-2778 (699 amino acids)
Cellular component (GO): extracellular matrix
Molecular function (GO): protein binding
Source: RefSeq, a predicted model, not a curated record
GUGGCGUAGGACGGUUCACGUCGCUCGCGCGUCGGUGUCGUAAGAGUAAAAUCAUUCCAUAACACUGAUACUGUCUCGAAGAUACCGGAAGUUAAUUUCGGCUAUACAGCCGACUCUGUGGAAACAAUACAUUGUUGAUAAUGCGAGAGAUUGUGUAUUUCAAUUAAAUUAGUGGUGAAUUAAACACGGAGACACGAGGAAUAGAUUGUGCGUACUUGUGGAAAUUUAUGACCAAACUUUGGGGAUACAGCAUUAAUUUAAUCUGGAUGAUGAAAUGCCUUUAGGGGUAUCAGCCACGCCUAUUAUUCGUCGGAUGAUCAGCACAGCAAAGUUCUGAAAGUUCACCCCCCAUUCGAAAAUUGCUACAACCCCAGGGGAAAGAAUGAUCAGCAGAGCACAGUUCUGACAAUUCACCCCUCAUUCGAAAAUUCCUACAACCGCAGAGGGGAAGGACUGGAAUACCUUGUGUCAAAAUACAUCUGGCGAGUGAUACUGCAGAAAUGAUUUAGGACGUUCACGGCACAAUAUCUCUAUUAUAUUCGAAGAACGAACUUUCCAGUUGAGGUGUUGUCAUUCCAAGAUUGUUUCCUCCACCGCAGUUCGAUUAAAGGCUACCGAAGUCACCCAACAAAAUUCCAUCAUCUAUGGUUAUCAUAAUUACAUUAUUAUCUUCCCACCAUGAAAAAGGAGAGAAAAACGUCAAUGGCGGCCCAACUUAGGUAUGUUUUGGUGACGUCGACCGUCUACACCUGUAUAAUCAGCACGGCUGGCAUGACGACAGAAGAAUUUAAGACAUAUAGCUACAACUCUUCGUGCUUAGAGAAAUGUUAUUGCGACAUUAUUCGGUCCAGCCACCUUCACAGGGAGCUAAAAACCAUCAACUGCUCCUUUGCGGACAUGAAGAAUUUUCCAGAAACAUUGCCCAAAGACCUGCAAGCGCUAAAUCUUAGAGGGAACUCCAUUUUUAAUGUCCUUGACAGCAUUUCUCAACUAAAUGAGCUCCAGGAACUGGACCUGUCUGGAAACAGAAUCAAAUCUUUUGGUCGAGGCGAAAUGUUCCAGAAUAUGUCACGCUUGAGUUACCUGAAUAUUGGUAAGAAUUCUGUGUCCACCAUCUUCCAUGAUAAUCUGAGAGGUCCAAAAGCUCUGACACAUCUGAUUCUGUCUAACAAUAAGAUCAACUACAUUGAAGACGAGGCUCUGAUUGACCUGUUCAAUUUACAGAUACUUGAUCUGGAGCACAACCUCCUUGGAUCAUUGUAUGAGGAAUGGUUCCAUGGGCUUGGAAAUUUAGUUGCCCUCAAUCUUGCACACAAUCGAAUCCACAACAUCCCAUCAUCAGUUUUCCGUGCUCUAGUUUCCUUGCAAAGACUUCAUUUGUCAGGGAACAGGAUUUCUAUAGUUGAUCCAAGAGCCUUUUCAGGUCUUGUAAGCCUGCAAGUACUGAAGAUGGAGGAUAACCUCCUUUCAAGGGUGCCAACAACUGCUUUUCAGAGCUUACCAUUACUAGAGACUUUAACACUGGACCAAAAUCCCCUGACAAAACUGAAGCCAUUAGACUUUUCCCAUCUGAGCGUUACCAGAAUCAGUCUAAGCCAGAUGCCAGAGCUUGUAAUCAUUGAUGCCAAAGCCUUCUACAGUUUAGACAAUAUUACUUACAUCCAAAUAACAGAAAAUAAGAAGCUCACCUACAUUGAUCCUCGGGCUUUUAAAGAUGUCGAUUCUCUACUAGAACUUCAACUUCACAAGAACAACAUACAAGGUUUGCAAAAGGAAAUGCUCCAGUUUCUACCAGAAGGGACGCAGAUGUCACUAUACGAUAACCCUUUUCGAUGUGACUGUAACAUUCGCUGGAUACAUAACCUGAUUUCAGAAAAAGAUGGCGCUAAUCUAACAAUUAUUGAGCCUGAACAUUUGGUUUGUGAAACUCCUCCUCAACUCAAACACAAGCUGCUAAAGGAUUUAGAUAUCAAUAAAAUUCCAAAAGUAUGUGCUCCCAAUGUACUUAACCUAACGAGAACACAGACAAUCAUGGGAAAAGUAGGAGAAAAGAAAAUUCUGGAAUGUAGAGCUCUUGGGUCUCCUAUUCCAAACCUAUACUGGAAGUUGCCAGAUGGAACGUAUGUCAAUUCAACUCUCAAUGAAGUAAGGCGAAGGUUCUUUUCACCAGGAACUCUAAUCUACUACCAUUUACAGCCAACGGAUGGUGGAAAGUACACUUGCUAUGCCUACAACUCUGCUGGCAAAAGCAACUUUUCUAUUGCCCUUAAUGUGACUGGAAUUGAUAUACAUCUAUUCCCAAUACGCGUCUCAUCUACCUUUGUUACUCUAGUUUGGAAUGGCACAGAGCGCCGUGCUUUCCCCACCUAUAAGAUCACGGUUACUGAGGUUGAUGCUAAUGGUACAGAAAUUGAGAAGCUGGAUACCAGAACAGCGAGUUCCCUCAGGAAAAGAUUUACCAUCAGCCGCUUACAGCCUGAGACGCACUACAAGUUCUGCCUGGGCUACGAAGACAACAGUGGCUACUGGCUUCUGAUUUCCUGUUGCUACACAAACACUCAGGAUAUCGAAUUCAUGUUACAAGGUAUUUCAAGGACUUCAAACGUUGCGGUGGCUGCUGUGGUUGGCAUAAUACUAGUGAUGACAGUAGUGGUAUGUCUAGUGUCAGUAUUAUCCAGAAAAUACCGCCACAGGAUGUACGAGACGCCUGACAAAAGUGCCGACGGAUCCAUCAUUCCUUUGGACAAUCUGUAUAGACCACUUUUGAUGGGGUCAUGACAUACCAGAGGGGGCGAAGGCCUCAGCGCUCCCUCAAUCCUUCGUCGUCCUCCUUGUUGCUCACCCAACCCGUCCUCUCCAGGGCCUCGAACACCACCCUUACGCCCACGUCACAGCAAUGCCUCUUCAUACAACAGUCCCAGAACAACACCUAUCCUACAUCGACGUCAGGGCAGCUAUGAAGAUGCUUCUUACGUGACCUCUUCUAGGUUGGAGAGUCCAAGGUCUGGAACGGCCAGGCUGCUGGACCAGGCCAUUGAGUCCCCGAGUGAAGUGUUGCCUUACACAGCCGACGUGGAGACCAUGCCCAUCAUCCAGGAGACGCAGCUCUCCUCCGGAUAACUGUUCAUGCCCGCUACCUUCAUUGUCUAGCUGGGCAUCUAAGUGUCUGGCUUCACUGGAGGCCAUUUCAGAGACUGUCCUACUUAUCUUUAAGUGGCUUACCAGCAAGUGGCCCUGAGUGACCUUUUUUAUAUCAGUAAUAACCCUAUGGAAUACUUGAUGUGCUACAACCUUUUUUGCUCUUUACAAGAGCGAUACCGAAAACACAAUUUAGCUUUUAAUGGUGAAUGUAAAAUAUAUUUUAUCAACUGUGAUUGCGUGAUAAACUGUAGUUUGAGAAGACUGUACAUUUAACGCAAAGGCAUAAUAUUUAAACAUAUAGAAUCUGAUUUGUUGGUAUCACUCUGCGCGCAUUUCCAUUUGCCAUUGUGAUAGAUGAUCGCAUGAAGUUUUGAAAUUGCUCUCGAGUUAAUGAAAAAACUGAAAAAUUACAAUGUCAGUGACAACAAAGAAAAAUAAAUAUAAUACGGGAAAAAUCAAUAUACAUUAAAGUCACUGACUUCAUAACAAAGUCAUACGAAUCUGGUAUACAUGUCAAGGAAUUAUUUCUUCAGUAUUUGCCGGGAAUGAUGAAUUACUACCGAACCUUUAUUUUUUGGGAAGAAUACAAUUUACAUUUAUAUAAAAAUUUAUUGAAAAGAUGCUUUUGUUAUUAAUUGUAUUAACUUAUUUAAUUUUUGUAUAUCAAUUGACUUGCUAUAUUAAUAUUUGAAGUAGGACAGUGAAAGAUCAAUUAAUAAGAAAAAGUAAGUAGCAAAAAUAAGUGUGUAUGUGUGUGUGCUUGGGAAAUAAAGACAAAAGAUGCAGAUGAGAAAACUCUAUAAAUUUUAAUUCAUAAAAGCAUGGAAGUGAGAGAGAAAUGCCACGAGAGAAGAUUGUUAAAAAACAUCUGUUUGCAAAGUAUCAUAACUGUAAGUCCCCUGAACAGAUACAACAUGCUAUUCAGAAUGAAACAGUAUACAAAUCAGACAUUAAAUGCAUUCAAGAAUAAUAGUUUGUUAGUCAUAUCUGGUAACUCCCUGUGUAGUUUUGUGAAAAAUCACAGAUCAAAUCAAAUAACAUUGAUUCAUGAAAUUUCUGAUUUCGAAUCACCUCUGUUUUGUGUCAAGACACUAGAUAGGCAAAUCAGAGAUGGCAAACCUCCUUAAAGACAAUUUGCAUAGUUAAAAUAAUACUCUUCGUCUUUUUAAGUUUUUUUUUUUAUCAACAGGAAGUACUUUUUUUUCCAGCAGCAAGAAGUUUACGUUUCCUACCAGUCGACAAUAUAAACAAUGAGCAAAUAAUCCCAUAUUUACUCCAUAAUCUAAUCAACUGUGGUCUGGAAAAUAGUGAAUCAUUACAAAUACUCAUAAGUGGUAGAUGACCUGACAGACUAAAUCACCACACUUGUGGACGAUUUAGAAAUACCUAAGAGUUAAUUCUUAUUUCAAGUACCUGAAUUUGAAAAAAAUACAAUAUGGAACCGUACAAAAACAAAUUAGCAUCUGUUGUCAGUGCAUCCUUUUAUGUGUAAGUUUUACAUACACCUUUUCAGGUUUCAGUGAAGACAGGAAUAUCUUGAAAAGGCAACGCUGGACAACGUAUUUAUUCAUUUGAAAACUCAAACAGCCCAUAUAAGGUGAACUGGAAAAACUCCCCCUCUAAAAACGCUGAAUAGGAAACACUUUCUGACAAAACCAGGAUAUACUGGCAAAACUGUGAGCGUGUGUGCAUGCAAGUUUUUAUAUGUCUUUAACACCAUUUAGAUUUCCCGUGCUCUGUAAAAAAACAAAAGAAAAUCUUCCCACUUUUGCAUCAACCACCCCAGCAAAUUCCUUAAGAGUUGCCAUCUUCAAAUGGCUCCGUUUUCCACCUUGUCAAACUUGUAAAAACGUGUUAAAGAGUUACUGAGAGUCCAGUGAGACAAUGAAACUUUGUAUACACCAUUUCUACACACGAAAAGUCGAUCUUAUACAAUAUUGAAUCUUUUAUGGCUGAAUAUGUCUGUUCAAUCGUCCAGCUUUAUCUUAAUGUAACUUAUAUACAUGUACUGCUGCUGCUGCAUCGCAGGCAGAGCUAAAUAAUAAAGAUAUGUACCUCAUAUUGCCAUUAUACGGUGUUCUUUUAUAAAAUAAAAUUGAAAUGUAAUAUAA